AUGACGUACCAGCUCGUUUCCACGGACCCAGCCACUCUAGUACUGGAUCCGAUGCGGCAAAAAGUGACGAGAGCGGACGGCUUGGAGGCCGCGCGAAGGGUACGGGACGGCUUCGCUUUCGUGGGGAUCGCGGAAGACUGGGAUUUGUCCAUCUGCCUCUUUCACAAGAUGUUCGGAGGAGCAUGUCACGCCGAGGAGUUCGAAGACACAAGGCCCGGCUUUGCAGGGAAGAGCGCAGACCAAGAUUACAACAUCUCCCACUUUCAGGGCUGGCAUGAUGAUAUUGACGAAGUGGUGUAUGCCGCCGCUUUGGACGUCUUUCGCCGAAACCUCAUCAUGUUCGACGUCUCGCAAGAGACCUGUCAGGAGUGUUACAGUGCAGCUACCGUCACACACGGAGAGACUUAG
Messenger RNA from Symbiodinium sp. CCMP2456, 408 nucleotides. The record is from the annotation of a GenBank genome assembly. NCBI's taxonomy places the organism in Eukaryota, Dinophyceae, Suessiales, Symbiodiniaceae.